Molecule: messenger RNA, 1359 nt
Organism: Closterium sp. Yama58-4
Lineage: Eukaryota; Viridiplantae; Streptophyta; Zygnematophyceae; Desmidiales; Closteriaceae
Source: the annotation of a GenBank genome assembly
AUGGAGGUCGCUCGUACCUCCAUGAUCCAUGCGGCUGCCCCCCAUUUUCUGUGGCCGUUUGCGGUCCGGUACGCCGCGCAUCAGCUCAACCUCUGGCCCCGUGUCUCCUUGCCGGAGACCUCGCCCACACUGCUGUGGACGGGGAAGGUUGGCGAUGCGUCACGUUUCCGGGUCUGGGGUGCUCGUGCCUUUGUCCGCGAUACCACCGCGGACAAGCUCUCCGCCCGCGCUAUUCCCUGUGUCUUCCUUGGCUUUGUCCCUGACGCGCCUGGUUGGCAGUUUUACCACCCCACCUCGCGUCGUGUCUUUGCGUCUCAGGACGUCACGUUCGACGAGUCGGUUCCCUUUUACCGUCUCUUCCCCUACCGCACUGCCCCUCUCCCUCCCCCGCCGCUCUUCCUCGCUCCAGGUGCUCCCCAGGUCGACCCUCUCCCCGCUCCAGGUCCUGCUCCCUCAGGUGUGUCUCAGGUAGACCCUCCUCCCUUCCCUGCGCCGGUUGAGGUCACUGGUGACUCAGGUCCUGCUGGGGGUGGUCCUGCUCGGGGUGCUACUUCUGGGGGUGCUGAGCCUGGGGGUGCGGAGCCUGGGGGUGCGGAGCUUGAGGGUGUAGAGCCUGGAGGUGCUGAGCCUGCGUGUGAGGGGUCUGGAGGUGCUGGAGCUGGUGGUUCUGGGGCUGCUGAGGGUGCGAGCGCUGGAGGUUCUGGAGCUGCUGGAGGUCCUGGUGCUGGUGGCGCUGGAGCUGCUGAGGGUGCUGGCGCUGAGGGUUCAGAGUCUGCUGUUGCGCGGUCUCCUUGGAGUAGCCGCCUUCGUCCACGUGUGCCUCUCACCUCGCAGCAGCUGCACGACUGGUACGGUCGCCGUCAGGGUCGCGCUGCUGGAGCCCGGGGCUCUACUGCUGGAGGUACUUCUGCUGCCGUCCCUGGAGCUAGGAGUGGUGCUGGUACUUUGUCUACUGGAGGUGCUGGAGUCGCUGGUCCCGGAGGUGCUCGUACUGGAGGUACUGGAGCUGCUGGGGCUGGGGGUGCUGCGUCUGGAGGUGCUGCUGCUGGAGACACCGAGGCUGGAGACCCUGGGACUAAAGGUGCUGGUUCUGGGGGUGCUGCUGCUGGAGACGUGGAGGCUGGAGACCCUGGGACUGGAGGUGCUGGUUCUGGGGGUGCUGCUGCUGGAGACGUGGAGGCUGGAGACCCUGGGACUGGAGGUACUGGUUCUGGGGGUGCUGCUGCUGGAGGCACUGGGGUUGGAGACCCUGGGCCUGGAGGUGUCGGUUCUGCUGCUGGAGCUUCUGGAGCUGCUGGAGGUGCUGGAGCUGCUGGGGGUACUGGAGCUGCUGGAGCUGCUGGAGCUGCCGACAGGUAG